AUGACUACGAAUUCGUCAGAAAUCGACUGGUCGAAAAUGCCUUUCCCACUGGCAACAAAUUUAUUCGAGAAAUACACACAUCAAGCAUGCCCUCCUCCUAUUCAAUCUUUAGGUAUUGAUGAGGCACUCUGGUCACAAUGUCGUUCAUUGGCAUUAAAUCUUCGUAAACAGGGUUGUAUCGAUCCAAUAUCAAUCUUAUACACAUCAUUCAAACGUUACUAUUCACCAACUAUAAGCUUACAUUACUUUACACGAUGGUUAGUCUUAAAUGAUGAGAAUAAACGAGAUUUUCCAGUCAAUUCCUUACAAUAUUCGACAUAUCAAUCAGCGACUCAGCUAUGUAAAUUGUCACCUACAACGAAACCAUUGGAAUUUAACCAGUCACUAGACAAUAUCGAACAAGUCUGGUUUCUUAUUUCAAUUUCCAUGCUCGUGCCGAUGAGUGGCUCAACAUUAAUCCCAGACGUUUCAACAUUGGACAACGAUGUCACACGUAUGUCUUUCAAUACCAAGAGAACGUCAGCAUCUCGUUUGCACUGCAUUUUCGCUAUGACACCCAGUGGAAAGUACUCGAAUCAAAUGAUUAUUUAUAAGCCAGGACGGCACAUGAAAGUCAAUACAGCAUCAUCACCAUGUACACGAAUUAUUGAAUCAAAUAAUGGAGAUUUAACAUGUGAACAUAUUCAACAAUGGUUGGACGAAUUUCUUUCUUCAUCACAACUAACCAAGAAUAGUGCAUUGGUCAUCGAUCCACGUACAACUCUUAUCACAUUAGACUUUCAACGAGCAUGUGAAAAUGCCAGUGUGCAAUUGAUAACAACUGAUGUCGAUGUAUACAAUACAUAUGUCUUAGUACCAGUUUUUACAAUAUUCGAUAAACAAUGGUCGAGAGCGAAUCGAAUCAAUAAAAUGUUCUUGAGAUCAGCUGCAAAUUUGCAAUGUAUCGUCUAUCUCUUGUGGUUCACACUUCGAACACUCAAACAGGACGAUCAGUUAUGUAGUAAAGCAAAAUUAUCGCCAGUAACAACAUCAACAGCAAACAACAUGAUGUCUGAUCCACCUGUGGAUUGUAAACCAGAAGAAAUCCUCUCCUACAUCAUCAAUCGACGUAUCUCCAUAUCACGUGCAAGCAAACAUCUUGGUGGAAUGAAAUUAGAUUACUUCAAAUAUUGUUUGUCAUACAAAAUGGAUUCCUCGUGCAUAACUGGUGCUCAUCUCGUGCAACUGAAUACGUUUAUGCAAUCGAAAUCGACUAUCGAUUGGCUACGUCAUUUGAAAUCGUUAUAUUUUUGGCCGUGCACUAAACAACUGUUCCUUCGAGAGAUUUACCAACUAACUGGUAUAUUUACACGUAAGCGUUCGAUGAAUAUCUGUGGAACCAACAACAUGGGUUCGAUCCGAAGUUGUGAUCAGCAAUCGCCGGGAAUUUUCUGGCGAGCUUUCGAAGAUAUCCAUCGAAUUCAAUUGGACAACGAAUCAGUUGUUGAUGAUAAACAAUGGCAUGAAGAUUUCGAACAAUACUUAUUCAAUAAAAAUAUCAAUUGCGAAAAAGCCCAAUUGUGGACAAUUGAUACAUUCGAAUUUUCUCUAACCAAAAAAUCGACUAUUUUACAAUUACCGGAGUGGAAUGAAUUACGUCCAAUGAAUCUAACACCUAAAGUGUCGGUUAUUUAUGCCUUUUCUAAUGAUGGACAAUCAACUGAUCCAUUCUUCAUCUUUCCAAAUUCACUUCGUGACGAAACUAUCACUGAUGAACGAAAUGCUUACAACGAAUUAGGUCAUUUAACACCUCAAAUCUUUCAAAUUUGGAUUGAAAAGUGUUUCCUUAGUCAAUCACCGAAUUCAACGAAAGUUCUCAUAUUUUGUUCACGGUUACCCAUACUUUCAUCAAAAACCUUGGCACUUCUCGAACAGAAUCAUACCUUUCCAUUCGGAUAUCCAUUUACACGUACAUUACCAUUUCGUUAUCUGUUUGAACGUCGUGUACGUAACAAUCGUUCGACUAAUUUAAUCAGUGAACUGUGGAAAAAGAAAUUAUUAGAUGAACAACGUACACAUGUAUUAAAAGGUUCAAAUUGUACAGUUAAGAAUAUCAAAGAUAUUUUCGAACAGAUCUGGCCUGUAUUAAUCAAUGAAAAGCGUGAUGAUGACGAUGAAAAUAAAACAUUCCAGGAGAAAUGUUUACAAGCAUUCCAACAGGCAAACAUUCAAUUGGUUAUCAAUCGAAAAGAACAAUUGAUGACGAAGAGACUCGAAAUGAAUAAGAAGAAAAUUCACGAAUGGCACAUGAAAUCGGACGAAUAUGUUCAACAAUUGAAUGAUUUACUGAAUGAAAUUAAUCGGAUGAAAGAACAUGUCAAUUCAACCCAAAUUCUCAAAAUCAAAAAUAAUGAUGCAUCGAUAGCGGAUGAAAUGAUUGAAACCAACGAAUUAACGUCCACUGAACAAAUGCAAGUUGCGGAUGAUGCUGAAACUACAAAUACGAAUGCAAUUGUUCAACUAGCAACUGAUAAACGACCGAGUGAUGAAAAUGACGAGCCGCGUGCAUCGAAACGCCUUCGCUCAUCGUGUUUACACUCAAAUACUCUAUCACCUACAACGAUACAUUCUCUUCAAUGGACUCCACCCUCCAAACAAUCCUUACUACUGAUGCAAUCUCAGUCCUUAUCAUUAUUUCAAUUUGCUCUCUCACUUGUACAAACAAUCGUAACUUCAUCCGAACAUUAUCUUACAGAUGAACAUCAUCAAUGGCUUCUCGCGACAAUUAAACAAUAUGAUAGUAGCUGCAAUGAUGAUAGAUUGGAAUUUAUCAUUCAAAUAGCUUAUUUAGUCUUCUUGCAAAUUUUUAGUCUUUUUUAA
Molecule: messenger RNA, 2859 nt
Organism: Adineta ricciae
Lineage: Eukaryota; Metazoa; Rotifera; Eurotatoria; Adinetida; Adinetidae
Source: the annotation of a GenBank genome assembly